Messenger RNA from Uranotaenia lowii, 3073 nucleotides. It is a transcript of the gene Eip63E, whose product is annotated as cyclin-dependent kinase 14. The record is from RefSeq and is a predicted model, not a curated record. Bases 1 to 1590 code for a protein of 529 amino acids. Gene Ontology annotation, biological process: protein phosphorylation. The transcript has 10 exons. Gene Ontology annotation, molecular function: cyclin-dependent protein serine/threonine kinase activity; cyclin binding; heme binding. Gene Ontology annotation, cellular component: nucleus; cytosol; cytoplasm. Lineage: Eukaryota; Metazoa; Arthropoda; Insecta; Diptera; Culicidae.
AUGCGGCCUGGUGGGUCUUUCGGCGGCAUCCGAGAGUAUCGAGACCCAAGAGCUGACAUCGGUCUGGAUAAGCAGGAAGAUCUUCGGGAUGGCGCCAGGGUUGCAUGCAAGAAGCACACGGAAGAAAUACUGGAACGGCGAGAGGUUCACGAACGAUUUUUCCGGAACAAAAUUGAAAUGAUCGUGGCUAUCAUCGCGUUCGCGAUAUCGCGAGAAGAGAAUGACGACAGCACACAGCACAACAACCACCACCAUCACCCCCACCAUCAUCACCAUCAUCAUGGCCAUGGCCACACGCGUGGCGGCAAAGUGCCCUUCAACGGUUACACCUCCGAGGAGUAUCUGGAUCGGCUGGAACCGAACGGAAACAUCCCGGCAGACAAAACGUACAACAAACAUUGGAACCGAGUCGGAGACCACGAGCGAGUCCACCGGCAACUAUCCGUGUCGUCCGACAGCAAACUGCUCGACGAUGACAUUCGGGAAGAAACACGUGUGAUAAUGCGACCUAAGAAACCGCCCCGGCCCAAGUCAGAAGUGUUCCUGAACAAACACGAUCCCCACCCGCGGAGGAAACGGUUUAGUGCAUUUGGGGGUGAUUCACCGUUCGGCAAGUCAGAAGCUUAUAUUAAACUAGAACAACUCGGAGAAGGGUCCUACGCAACUGUAUUUAAGGGUUAUAGCAAUUUAACAAAUCAAGUAGUAGCAUUAAAGGAAAUCAGGUUACAGGAAGAGGAAGGUGCCCCGUUCACGGCAAUCCGGGAGGCGUCGCUGCUGAAAGAACUGAAACAUUCAAACAUCGUGACGCUCCACGACAUCGUCCAUACGCGAGAGACGCUAACGUUCGUGUUUGAAUUUGUGAAUACCGACCUGUCGCAGUACAUGGAACGACAUCCGGGUGGUUUGGACCAUCGAAACGUCCGGCUGUUUUUGUUCCAACUGCUCCGGGGCCUCUCCUAUUGCCAUAAAAGACGUGUCCUCCAUCGGGACGUGAAACCGCAGAACUUACUCAUCAGUGAGAUGGGCGAACUGAAGCUGGCCGACUUCGGGCUGGCCCGCGCCAAGAGUGUUCCCAGUCAUACCUACUCGCACGAAGUGGUCACCCUGUGGUAUCGACCACCAGAUGUUCUCCUGGGUAGUACGGAGUAUUCGACGUCACUCGACAUGUGGGGUGUCGGUUGUAUUUUCGUAGAGAUGGUCACCGGUAUGCCGACGUUUCCUGGCAUUCGGGACACGUACGAUCAGCUGGAUAAAAUUUUCAAAAUCCUCGGAACCCCAACGGAAGAAACGUGGCCAGGUGUUUCGCAUUUACCGGGUUAUAGGUUACACAUGCUAGGUUUCUUCAAACCCCGAAAACUAGGUUUAAAUUUUCCUCGCCUGUACGAUAUUAUCGAAGGUGAGAUGAUGGCUAGUGCGUUCCUGCAGCUAAAUCCUGAUAAUCGGAUAAGUGCUGAAGAGGCACUCCGACACCCAUACUUUGCCCCGUUGCCAAAAAAAUUGUACGAACUGCCCGAUGAAACGUCUAUCUUCACCGUGGAGGGUGUGUUCCUACAGCAGGAGCCCAAUCGGCACCAUCAACACCAUAAAUGAGAGUUAAGACAAAGCAAAACCCUAGAUGCAAUACGUUAUUAUUGUUAGUAGUGAAUGCAAACCCCGGAAUGAGCAAAAAGCAAAGCGAAAUGAAAGUGUAGAAGCAAAGCGAAGUGAAGCGGAGGAAACACAUAAACUAUAAAGCACGUGCACACAAUGUGCCGCACCCUGUUCUGCGUUCUGUGAUCAAGAAACUAAAAUUGUAUGGCCGAAAAUCUAACUGUGUCGUUCGGAAAUCAAAAGAAGAAAAAACCGAAAAAGUGAAAGUUGUUAAACACCCGGUGCACUGGUAAUCCUAUCCUCUGAAAACUUUUCUCCGGAAGCUUUGCGAAACGCUGUUUCCGGAAGAAGUUCGAAACUGAAUUAAAAUACCUAGUGGCCGGAAGAAUUUGCUAGUAUUUCGUAUCCCUAACCCCAAGCUGUAAGAAUCAUUAUUAAAGGUAGGAAAUCUGGAUACAUGAUACUACAUUUGAAGGACCAUUUCUCAGUAAGUGAACCCCGAGACUCUGCUCCCGUGAAUACACAAAAAAAAAACAAACACAUAUACACAAACAGAAAACACUUGCUGUCUAGUAAAUUCUAUGAUAGGAAGUAAUUAGCUAAUCAGUAACUAACCCUACUAACCGGAAGGGUGUCCGUAGCAAAUUUGUGAUUGUGGGAGAUGAGCAAGACCAGCCCAUUAGUGUCCCUUAAAAUGUAUGAAAAGACGCCCUUUUCUCACGUUUUGGGCUUGAUCAAUGAUUCAAGCUUUCUAAAUGAAGUCCAGUUUUCCAGCUAGUUUAAUGUUACUACCCUACGCUGAAAAUGUGCAUAUAGCUUUUUUGUUGUCGUGAAGCAAUUGAUACGGAAAUAUUAACUUUGUACGAUUGUACUUUUUAUCCUUAUUUUAGUUUCUUCCAACUUUCAAAACGAUAUAUUUUAAUGUUUUUUUUUCAUUUAAAAUAUUUUAAGUAUACUGAAUUGCUUUUAUAGAGGAAAUGUAUUACAAAUACUACGGACGAGGAGGAUGUAAUAAUGAGAAAUUUCAAAGAAAAGGAAUGAAUCCCAGAAUUGGUCACGUUCAGUUCUUUGUUGAGAUCUCAAAUGGAACGGGCUGCAAAUAUUUGGCGGUAGAACGACGGCAAACAAAUAGAAACAUGUUUCAUUUAAUUCGCAUAUUACAUUCAUUUAAGACUAUUGUGUACGUUUUUAGUUCGCUUUCCUUAUUAACAAAAAAUUAUUUCUGUUCCGAUCGCAUGGAAAGCUGUUGAACAGCUGCCAUGUGAAAUGAAAUUAUUUAGUUUUGCUAAAAACCGAAAAACUUGGGAAUAGUUGAAACGGUUCAGACCAGAGAGUGAAAGCGCUAGAAUGAGUGUUAUAAAAAGGGAGAGAGCGACCAUUAUAUUGUACUAACUACCGAUCAAACAACAUUGGUUUUUAGAAAAAGAAACCUCUAGAAACAAACUAUUGGAUGGUUUAAUAAAACAAAUUAUAUUCAUUUAAA